This is a messenger RNA of Contarinia nasturtii (swede midge), 2380 nucleotides long. RefSeq names its product protein nessun dorma (gene nesd). The record is from RefSeq and is a predicted model, not a curated record. Gene Ontology annotation, biological process: spermatogenesis; male meiosis cytokinesis. Lineage: Eukaryota; Metazoa; Arthropoda; Insecta; Diptera; Cecidomyiidae. The transcript is spliced from 7 exons. Bases 116 to 1945 code for a protein of 609 amino acids.
CGCAGCUAACGCAACACAUUUGCACUCUUGUCUUUAACGCUUCAUAUGCUUUUGCAUUCUUUUGGUAUUAUAAAGUUUAUUUGUGUUUCUUUGUUCACUUAGUUAAAUUAAAAAAAUGAAUGUCUACGAGUUUGAAAAAAGUCUCUUGGAACGAAUGGAGGAAUCGAUCAAUGUUUUACAAUGCAAGAAUUCACCUGUUCUAGCCGCAGACGUACGCGAAGAAUGGGCUUGUCAUGUUGAAUUGAAAAUUGAACCAGCGGGUUGGCAAGCCAUUUGGAAACUAAAUCGUGCAACUUGUGAAGAAUAUAAAAUCAAGUAUCCAACCGUUGUGAUGGGCACAGUUAACAAUGUUUACUUCCAAGAUUUAAUGGCAGAUUUUACAAUUAACGCGGUUCAAGACGAUGACGUCCAUUUGCCCGAGAUUCAUGAAGUACCAUUAGAAGACUUGUGGCCAACAAUUGAUCAAGAAAAUAACGAAUUAAAUAUUGAACGCACAGCUGACUGUAUCGAUGAAUUGCGAUUUUUCUAUCGCAAUGUAUGGAUGCCGUGGGACAGUGAUAGUGAUGAGGAGGUCGACUGGUGCAAAAAACACUUGGAAUCGCGAAUUCGUUUUUGUUUCGAUUUAAAGCGAGGAAUGAGCCGAGAAAUGGCCGACUAUAUACGUACACUUUUGGCUGAAGCUCGUUAUAUUAAAAACAAACGUGAAAUCAUGGAACUGGAAAUGAGCGACAAUGAAGAUGCCGAUGAAGAUCCAGAAAAAAUUGAAGAUUUUUUGCGGAUGCAGCUGCGAAUGAUUCAAAUUCGCAAUGAAAUUGAAGUGCUGGAAAAUCCUGUAUUGCGUCGAACAUACGAAAAUAUUAAUUUCAAAGUCAAACCGAAUAAUAACAACGAUCAGAAGGCGAAAGUGUACAGCGUCACGAAUGGAACACUAGACCGACAAUUAGAAUACUUCGAAUCAAUAAGAAAACUGGUCGAUGGAAGAGAAUCUGUUACAUUUCUGCCAUCACUAAAGGAUUGUUUAAAAAUGUGUACGCCGCGUGACUACAUUUAUUUGCCACCUGGCCGGCACAGUGUCAAAUGGGUAGAUCCGUUGAAUUCGGGUGGCUUACUAAAAGCGGUAUCAGCUUUGGAAAAUAACAAAGCCGAUGGUGACAUCAACAUGAUUGAUUCAAAGGAAAUGGCCAUCGUUACAACAGAAGAAAGUGGCAGUGUGUUCCUGUCAGCUGACGGUGAUUAUACUAUCGAGAAUGUAAUUCUCGAUUGUCAACAGGUUCGACUUGGCAUCUGGAUUAAGAGUGGAACACUCACACUGAGAAAUUGUCAACUAUUUGGCAAUCGAUCAUCGACUGGUAUUGGAAUUGCUAUCACUGAAAACGCCAAGUGCAUUCUGGAGCAUACAGUCAUUAAAAACGUUGGAACUGGCAUCACAUGUGCAGCCGGCAGCACUUUGAUUAUGAACCAAUCAACUCUUUCAAACUGUGGAAUAAGUUUGGAAAUGGGCGAUGAAACAAAUAUUCAAUUUGACAAAUCUCAAAUGGUCAACAGCAAUAAUUCCGCUAUAUUGUUUAAAACAAAAGCCGAAAAUGUAUUUGAAAAAGACGAAAAGAAAAAGAUCAUCUCCGACUGUGGUGAAUUGCGAACAUUGAUUCCAUCAUUUAUUCUAAAUGGAGAUUGCACAUUUGUCGGCAACAAAAAUGGAAAUAUCGCCGUGGUUAAUCAUACAAACGUGGUGGCAUUACAACAUGGCGAAUUUCUGGAAGAUAACUACGAAAAAAGUGGCUUCAAAGACACAGAUGAUGUAAGCAUGCUAAAUGUCAAAAUUACAAAUGGUGAAACAUCACCCAUUAUCAUCGAUGACACAGAUGACCAAGAGCCAAGCUCAUCGAAUGAUGAAAGCUAUCAUGAUAAUAAAAUGGCGAACAUUUCAAUCAUUUCAAUCGAUUAGAAUCGAAAAUUUACCUCCAAAUUAACAUAAUUUACUCAUACCAAACUGAUGCCAUAAAAUCAUUGGACAUUCAACAUAUCUAACAUACAUCCAUUUUCAGUUCAUUUCAUACGACUAACAACUUCAUGGGUCAUUUUAAUUAUCGGUGCUUAAUUUCAAUAUGAAGUAAAAAGUAUAUUAAAAUUUGGUUUUCUCUAUUUUUCGUUAGACAGAAAACCGAUAUGAACUGCGAAUGGAUGUAUCAGUUUGAAUGUUCAAAUAUGAUCUAAUCUUUUAUAUUUGACAAGAGUCAACUUCAUGCCAAUCGCACAAAAUACGAGUAUUAUGACAUUUCAAUAGACAUAGUGUCAACAGUCAAACCAAUAUCAGAAAUAUAAGCAUUUUAAGAGAAUUUUAUAAAAAAAAUCAAAAGCAAUAAACAAAUUCGUAUAGUAA